This is a messenger RNA of Salpingoeca rosetta, 3425 nucleotides long. RefSeq lists its product as uncharacterized. The record is from RefSeq and is a predicted model, not a curated record. The coding region runs from base 1100 to 3172 and encodes 690 amino acids. NCBI's taxonomy places the organism in Eukaryota, Choanoflagellata, Craspedida, Salpingoecidae. The transcript is spliced from 6 exons.
GAAAAUUGUCGGCGUCACCCUUUAAUCUUCCCAACUUGCAUCGAACAAAUCAACACUGCUUCACGAACGACUGCCAUCAUCAUCAUCAUCAGUGUCGCUGCGUGGCCUGCACAACGCCGAGUGAAGCUUGUGGCCAGGGAUCACCCAUACGCUUAGCUGCCACACGCCCGACCACGUGUGCCUGGUUCGCGGUCAAUGACGGUAGCUAAAUCAACAUUCGCUACAAGUGUGCGCUAAGGAAACGCCCUGGAUGUCGCAACUAGCAAGCAAGAAGCGCACACUCGCGGACAUGCUGUAACGUGUGCUGUACCAUGUGCAGCCUGGCUCCAGCACUCACCCGUAGCGCGAGAAAGCGAGGCAGUGAGACAAUGAGACAAUGAGAAGCAGAACCCCGUAACAUGCAGCUCCAUGCCCUCAAGCGCGCAACAUACACGUGCGCGCGCAGCAAUCCUCGCCUCUCAACACCUCAACCUUAAUCUUCGUGCCACCGUUCAACAACCUCAUGCUGGUUUGCAGCAGCACUCGUGCUGCAACACAGUAGUUCUUCCCUCCUACACCCUGUUUCCAUUUGAUGGAGACUCUUCACUUGGUGUAUGGAGGCCCCGAAAGCAUAAGCGUCUGUGCCUGAGCAGUUGCGCCUUCACAUGCAGUCACAACCGGGUUGGCUUUCGUUGAUGCCGAGGCACACGCCACGCCGCCAUGCAUUUUGCUCAUCAUGGCUCUCAAGAACCACGUUGGCACCAACAUGCACUCAACUGCCAGCCACCUGAUGUCGCCAAGCAAGUCGGGACGCUAGUGUGUGCGGUCGUUCAUUUUCUCUGUAGCACCAGCACUCCUCGUCCGCCCGAGAACCACACGUUCACCUGAACAACAUUACCAUCUCAGCCUCCGUCCUGCCACUACCUGCAACCGACUACACCCGUCCUCCCCCCUCUCCUCUUCCACCUGCUCACUGUCCAAUCCAAGCAAGCAACACGUCAGCACGUCCAGAUCACCACCAAAUCCCUCGCUGCUCUCGUUUCUGUUGCCCGGUUUCCACUCUUCAGUCUUCGACGAACCCUUCUGCCCGCUUCUUUCCUUGACCACCGCUACCGCCACCAUGUCCUUCAACGCCGCCACCAACGACCGCUGCUGCAACGACAACGGCUGCGACAACUUCUGCCUCUGCGACGAAUGCAUGGUGCACGAAACGGACCACCACCAACAACAGCGACAGCAGCAGCGCUGCCGUCGUGAUCGCUCUCGUGGUCGCCCCCGCUACCGCACGCGCGGCCGUCCGUGGACCAGGCAGCCACCACCUGUCAGCGAGCAUGAUGCGAGCGACUCCUCUGAAGGCGCCCAGGGAGUGCAGCCGGCACGACGGCCCGUGCGACAGCAGCAGCAGCCUCGCGUGCAGCCACCGUCACCGCCACAACCAAAGCCACAACGCAAUCGCAAAUCAACGGCCCGCGCACAGCAAUCCACUGUUGCCGCUGCCGACAACAAUGACGACAACAAGCGCAGUGGCGGUGGUGAUGGCAGAGGUGAGGUGACGCGACGACGGCGGCGCACACGUGCCGGCCGCCCGCCUGUGCCGGAUGGGCGCUCAUCGCCAGCGUUCUUUGCAUCGCAGCAGACAGAUCAGCCAAGCGGAGCCGUGGAUGAUCUCGACAUGGAGCUGCGGCCAACAGCGUCGUCGCCAGUGCUGCGUGCACCUUACACGCGUGACGCCCGUCGCGGUUGCGAUGACAAUGGAGAAGACGAUGGCGGCAUCGAGCCAUGGCCCCUGAGGGUCCGCCGCGCAGAGCGCAGAGCAACAGGCGAAGCAAGCGCGCGAGACGAUGACCUGCAUGACGACCUCUGUGACCUGUUCGACCGGCGGCCCCGCUACCGCCCCCGCUUCCACCACAAGAACGACCCCACUUCCAGUGGAGACGGCCGCGUGGGCCGUAUUGGCGUUCCUGCGACCACGACAACAGUUGAUGUUGGCGGCAGCGCCCAGACCGAUGAUGGCGAUGGUGGCGACGACGGCAUAGGCAGGGAUGGUGUGCUGUCCGUUAUGCGCAAGCUGGGCGUGUUUGCACUGGAAUCGGACGCGCAGAGCAGGCUGUCGCUCUGGAAAGCCCACGUCAGCGAGCGUGAGCUGUGGACCCAGGGCGUGCUUGGAGAAGUGUGCAGCAGCUUCGCCCACAGAUACACGGCUCUCAGCAAGCACGACCGCGCACAGGCCAUGAGGGCUGCAGCCAACAUGCCUCGCUUGUCUGUCGACGACCCCUCCGUGGCGGCGUUUGUGGAAGCCAUGUGGACCACGCUUGGCCCUGCAACCCACGCCAGCAAGGACACGCUGCCGGUUGGCGUUGCUGCUGCCGACACGGUGCCGCCGCUUUACGCGGCCGUUCGUCGGACACACGGAAACAUGGCCACGCUCGUCAGGGCAUAUGCGCCGCACCAGUACGAGCACCGCCGCCAUCAUGGGCAGUUGGAAGCGCGCUGGCGCGAGCGGUGGCGGUAUUCGUUCACGCUGGAGCAAGGCGGUGACGCGCGCGUGCUGAUGAACGACGACAUCACCUUCUGGUCCAUCGUGCGCGCCGCCAACUCGCCACACACGCCGUGGCUGUUCCCGUUUCUGCUGCGGGGCGACCCGCCCUCGACGUGGGUGCUGCUUGACCUGGUUGCCCUUGUGAUGUGGCUCAUGCACUAUGACCGGCGCAAGGUCAACGUGAAAGCGUACGACGUGCGUCCAUUUGUCGGACUGGAUGUCCUGGCGCAACUUGAGCGGCUGGAGGCGCCGGCACAUCAAGGCGCUUUCCGACGCCUGGACACAGAUGGGACCGAUGCCAUACUUGCGCUGCCGCCCACGCUGCAUGACACGCAUUGCAACAACAGCGACGGCGGCGACGCUGAUGGUGAAGAGGACGUGUUUGUUGACGCCUUGGACGCGCUCACAGACGCGGCUGCAAACAAGAGCAGCAACAACAAGAGCAGCAAGCAUCGCAACAGUAGCAGCAAAGGCAUUGACAUGAUGGACAUGGACACCUUCCUCGCCCUGCCCCCACUGGAACGCGCGUGCCUGUUCAUUGGGGCCUUGGUGUUCCUGAUCGCUCUGGUGCAUGCGGCUAUGGCGCUGCUUCUGCGCCUGGGUCAGGUGACACUGCAAGCCACGGGGUUUCUGGACGCCUGUUCACCCGUCUGACGAAGAUUGCACAGGUUCUCACUGGGAAUGGGGAUGAUGGAGGAGGAUGAGGAAGAAGAACGGCGUGCCUUGCCCUGGGUUUGGUUGGGAUCUUAAUGUGUGCGCGUGUGUGUGUGCGUGUGUGUGUGUGUGUGCGUGCGCGCGUGUGGGGGGGGAUGAGGGCGGUGGAGAGUCUGAUGUUGUAGUGGUGUGACAACAUACCGUGUCCUAUUGCGUUGAACGUUUGCCAAUGAAGACUGACCAAAGUGGAGAA